Messenger RNA from Acyrthosiphon pisum (pea aphid), 1240 nucleotides. Its product is annotated as CG7272-like. Lineage: Eukaryota; Metazoa; Arthropoda; Insecta; Hemiptera; Aphididae. Gene Ontology annotation, biological process: carbohydrate transport. Gene Ontology annotation, molecular function: sugar transmembrane transporter activity. The record is from RefSeq and is a predicted model, not a curated record. The transcript is spliced from 7 exons. Bases 366 to 1004 code for a protein of 212 amino acids. Gene Ontology annotation, cellular component: membrane.
UAAAUAUGCACUUUUUAUGUGCAUAUCUAAUGUUAUGGUAGGCUCCUCUCACUGUUGGUUCAUUUAAUACCCAGCAGUUCACACUUUCACUAAUUAUAUUUAUUAUUAGUUUCUAAAAGUAAAUCUCUGCUGUAAGUAUGGAUUUGUACGAAGUGUAUAUUAAAGCAGUGUCGUUUUCUGCGGGUUGUGCAUCCACUGCAAUGAUGUUGACGCCUUUUCGAUUUAUUGCGUUGCAUCGCAUAAAUGAGCCUUUUACGAGGAACAUGUCGCUGGAACAGGUCGCUGAAUACGAGGGAGACUACUUUCGCCUUACAGGCCACAGAGGUGCCUUGACAUCGAGUAUCGAAAGUUGACAAAGCAUACAAAUGUCGAAUUCCACUUUAUUAUUAAAAUUUGAUCAGGAGAGAAUGGGAGAUGGUAGGUUAGUAUGCAAGGAUAUUGUGAAGAAAAAGACGUCUGACCAUGUCAAUUUAUCUACAUUUGUUGGUGCACUUUUUAGAAGCUCACUAUUUUUUCGUCAGGGUUUUAUUUUAAAUUUACAAACAGUGAUGUUUGUUCAUGGAAUGGGACUAUUAAUUAAUACAUUAUACUUAGCGCUUUAUUGGUAUUACUCAAAUAAAAAAAUGAAUGUAAUAACAACACUUUUUAAGACCACAUUAUUGAGUUCAGUUCUACUGACAUAUUCAUUUAUAGAAUCAACAGAUUUAGUUGUGACUCGAUUCCCAAUUAUGGUAUCAAUCAUACACUUGUCACUAAUUGGUUGGCCAUUACUAUCAGUUAGAGAAACUAUAAAAACAAAAAAAUGGUCAGGACAUCCAAAGCCAAUUUUGAUAAAUUCUAUUGUUCUCUGUAUUUUAUGGCUUCUGUAUAGUAUCAACAUAGGAAAUAUUAUCAUUUUUACUCAAUGUUCAGUAGCAUUCAUAUUUAGCUCGGCACAAUUAGGAUUAUGGGCAAUUUACCCAGAAGAAAAAAAUCAACGCGAUAAAAUGGAAAAACAUGAAUGAUUACUGUUGAUAUAGUUUUACAAUUUUUUGUUAUAAUUUUAAUAAAUAUUUGAUUUCAUAAAAUAAAAAAAAAUAUCAUUUUAACAAUGUUCACUAUAAAUCGACUCCUUAAUUUUGUCCAACACAUAUAAUAAAUAAAACAAUGCAAAGUAGACAAAAAAAAAAAAUGUAUUACUAAUUAUAAUUAUUGUGGAAAUCCAGUUCUUUGAAUGUAAUUCACAGUUUAUAUAAAAGGG